AAAAGGCGGGCCUUACCGACCAGGUGGAGCUCUCAGCCCCUCCCCCAGUGGUACCACGCCCCUCGUCUGUGAGUCUGAAGGAGGUGACCUGAGCGCCUCACCUGGCUCACCUUACAGCAGCCCGGAAACUCAAUGCCUCGGCUCCAAGGCUGCGGGCGGUGAAUGGUUGUUGUCUGAGACCUCAGCGUCUCUUAUGUGGACAUGGAACCGGUGUACCAGGGUCUGGGCCGCUGUGUGUGCUGUUUUUGGCUUGCAGUAGCCUUUGACAUCGUGGGACUGCUCGUGCUGCUCGUCGGGGUGUUUGUCAACGUGUUUUUCUAUGACUUGCUCAUCUACGCGGGCGCCAUCGUCAUCUUCCUCAGCCUGGUCUGGUGGGUGUUUUGGUACUCCGGGAACAUCGAGGUGCCCCCGGCGGAGCUGGAGGAUGAUGUCGGGUUACUGAAGAAGGACAAGGGCGCUUUUGGCGGCAUCAGCGGGGCGGUGAGGCGCCUCUCCAGCCGCGUGUCAAGCGGCAUCAGAAACUCGUUGCGCAGGAACGGAGGACCGUCCAGCACCCGCACGGGCCGCGCGCAGAGGUCAGCCAGCGGGCCGCCUUUGGCCUCUGGUCAACAGGUCGCCGUUGCUAUGACAACGAUGACCCCACAGGAGGAUACCCCGCACGCUGCAGUCUCCUCAGUGGCGGGCUGUCACAUAGAGAUGCCACACACUACAACAGAGACCUCACCUACAUAGAGUGGGCCCACAGAGACUUGAAUAGAGCCUGCCUGCCUCACAUUGUCUUCAGUGUGCUCCAGAUGGUGCACAGCUUUUCUACUGUUUUGUUUUUAUUGAGAAAUUAUUCAUAAUUGAUGAUGAUACAUGUGAGCAGUUGUUGAGUUGUUAUGACAUGUUUUCUAUUCAAAUGUAUGUUUAGAAAUGUUUUGUUUUAAUCAGUAUGCCAGCAUGGAAUAAGUCUUUUUGAGAUCAACAGACAAAGUUAGGACUUUUAUAUUGAUGACAGUUGUAAAAAUGAGGCCAAUCUCACAGGAAAUUCAAAAUUGUGUACAGCAUAUGUAUCGUUUUUGGUCUGAUGGUCCUUUAACAAAAGUUGAAAAUUGUCACUUUGUACCAAAAAAUAGUACCAAACGUUUAAAUGUUUGUAAGACAAGCGUGAGCUGAAUGUGUUACAUACCAACAUGGUCAAUGCUGGAAACCAUAUUUGUUUUCCAGUACGACGCAACUCACAAAUUCACUGAAAGACAAACUGAAUUUAGAAAUACUGAAUCCAUUUUGAAAGUUCUUGUCAGGUUUUAGAUAUUUUUAAUGAUUUUUGUGGCUGUUGUAAUGACGUGUGACCAAUGCUUUGUGUGAUCUGUACUGUUUUCUGUAUAUGCUGCUAUGAUUUUUAUCAUUUGCAGUUGUAACUUUAUUUUAAUCUUAACAAUCUGAGGAGACUGUUGAAUGUUCACCACCGCAUAUGUCAUCCAGAAGUUGAUGGACCAAAACUUGCUGCAGUUGAAUGUCAACAGAACUAUUGCCUUCAGCUUUGUAACUUCCUGAUUACAGAAAUAUUUCAUUCAGCUUUGUAACUUCCUGAUUAGAACACACUUUUAUCUUGCUUACCUUUAAAGUUGCUGUAAUUAGAUGUAUCAGAUGACAAUGUGAACUCAUGGUGACAGUGGUCACUCGAGAUGAACCUACAGAUAAUUAUCACGUGAAUCUGCAGCUGACUUCUGCUUUAUGCAGCGUUAUAGUGAGUUUCAACUCAUUGUCAAAAUUCAAAUUCACCCGGCCCAGUCCUAUUUUCCCUCACCCAUUCUCUCUCAGCAUUCACCCUACCCUCAGUCAAUGAAAUUAGCAAACUUAUUCAAAAAUCCAAAUCUUCAACCUUCCAAUUAGACCCCCUUCCUACCAUUUUUGUCUCUGUUCCCUCUCAUCACAGACAUCAUUCACUCUUCCCUCACCACUGGAAUUGUUCCUUCCUCUCUCAGAAUACCCACUGUAACUCCAAUAUUCAAAAAACCUGGUUCAGAUCCCAACAGUCUCAAUAAUUUUUGUCCUGUUUCAAAUAUUCCAUUCAUCUCCAACAUUCUUGAACAAUUCCAGUCUGGUUUCCGUCCUUUCCAUAGCACUGAAACAUCACUUCUCAAAAUCACUAACAACCUCCUCCUUGCUGCUGACUCCAGUACACUAACCAUUCUCCUCCUGCUUGAUCUGAGUGCAGCCUUCGACCUCACACACCAUCCUUCUGGACAGACUUUCUUCUAUUGGCAUCACAAACACACCUCUUAAAUGGUUCCUUUCAUACCUUUCAGACUACACUCAGUUCAUCCAGGUAAAAUCACUCACUUCCCACCCAGUCCAUGUCACCACAGGUGUGCCCCAGUCCUCUGCCCCUGUUGUUCACCAUUUACCUUUUCCCUCUCGGUCACAUUUUCCGCAAACAUCAAAUCCACUUUCACUGCUACGCGGAUGACACCCAGCUUUACCUUUCAACCAAAUCUAGCUCAACACUCCCACCUUCCUCCCUCACCAGUUGCCUCCUUGAAAUAAAAUCCUGGUUCACCUCAAGUUUCCUCAAAUUAAACAGCAAUAAACCAGAACUUCUUCUAACAGGCACAAAAUCAACAUUAAAGAAAGUCCAUAACUUCUCUAUUCCCAUCGAUGACUCCUCCAUCUCCCCCUCCCCUCAGUUAAAGAGUCUGGGGGUCAUCCUUGACAGCACUCUCUCCUUGACCUCCCACAUCAAUAGUGUCACUCGGUCCUCCUACUUCCAUCUCUGUAACAUCAACUGUCUCUGUUCUUCCCUCACUCCUCUCUCCACUGCCAUUCUUGUUCACAACCUCAUCACCUCCUGUUUAGACUACUGCAACUCCCUUCUGUUUGCCCCCCCCCCCC
Molecule: messenger RNA, 2877 nt
Organism: Scatophagus argus
Lineage: Eukaryota; Metazoa; Chordata; Actinopteri; Scatophagidae
Product: transmembrane protein 238-like
Exons: 2
Coding region: 202-732 (176 amino acids)
Source: RefSeq, a predicted model, not a curated record